GGAUAGGGGCAAGGACAGUUACCCAAUAGUUUUAUGAGCAUGAUAACAAUGUUGUCCACAUCCCAUGGACUUGGCAAAGGCUUCUUCACCAGAUCCAAUAUCAAUCAAGCAUUUAUGGGAGAUUUUAGAAUGGCAUUAGUGCUUUCCACCCCCAUCAAUAAGGCGUGGGUUGAUUGACGUUCUGGUGGAAGAAUGGUGCUGCCUCCCAGAUGCUGGUAGAGUCUGCGGUUAUAAGCUGUCCUCUGUAGCACGUGGCCCAGUCCCAUUUUUAGCCGCUAUCUGUACAUUUAUUGGGUGCCAUUCUGUAUGUUAGCAUGUUUUAGCCAGUCGCUGGCCGAGGCAUCGAUCUGGGGAGGAGCAAAGAGAAAGUCCAAAGAAGGGGAAGUGCAGGAAGCAAUAGAGGCAGCGAGGGAAGACAAUGACCAUAAAAGUACAGGUGACCAUGCAACCUCACCACAGUUCUUUGUACCACAUCAGCACCCUCCAGCCUCGCUUGCCUCUCGAAUUGACCGACACGCCGGAACACCAUGUCUCACUUCGCUGGACCAAAUUAUUCUUGAGUGAGCACCAACUGGGAGCUGCCUACGCGAGCUGCAUGGAGGGGAACCGUGACCCUUUCCGGUUCUGGGGUCGCGGUUGGGACCAGGGCCUACUGGUCACCCCUCACGGCUUCCAGCAUGUUUAGUGUAGAUGAUGAGAGGGAGACCAUGCAGGGCCUGAACGACCGGCUGGCCUCCUACCUGGAGAAGGUGCGCGGCCUGGAGCAGGCUAACAACAAGCUGGAGCUGCAGAAUGGCGAAGCCCUGGAGAAGAGAUGCCUGGAAGUCAAUGACUACAGCCGUUACGAUGCCAUCUUGGAGGACCUGCGCAAACAGGUCUUGGAAAGGAUUUCAGGCAAAGAAAAUCUUGCUGUUAGUAUUAGCAAGCUGAUUUCGGAGGCUGAUGAUUUCCAGAUGAAAGAGGAGAUGGAGAAGAUGUUUUGGCAGUCUUCCGAGUCUGACAUAGCGGGCUUUAGAAAUUUGCUGGACAACAUCAACGGGACCCGGAUGAAGCUGGAAAAGGACAUCAAGGCCCUGAAUGAAGAGCUGACUUUGCUGAAGAAGAACCACAUGGAAAGAUGCACUAUGAGAAAAGUCAUAGGCGAGAUCAGGGCCAAGUUCGAGAAGAUGGCGCUAAAGAACCAGGAGGAGCUGAAAGCCAGCAAUGUUCUCAAGGUGUCUGAGGUGGAAGCGGAGGUAGCAGAGAACACAACGGCCCUGCAGGUGGCUCAGAAUGAGAGGAAGGAGAAGCACAGACUCAUGCAGUCCCUGGAGAUUGACAUCCAUUUCCAAAAAAGCCAGACUUGCAUGACAGCCUUCCCCCCCCCUCCCCUACAGAAAGGAUCACUGGAGGCCACACUGCGGGACACAGAGCUGCGCUACAACAUGGAGAUUGAGAAGUACAACAACAUCAUCCUGCAGCUGGAGACGGAGCUCACAGAGCUGCGCACCAACAUCCAGCACCAGACGCAAGAGUACGAGGCUCUGCUCAACAUCAAGAUGAAGCUGGAGGCCGAGAUCGCCACCUACAGGAGGCUGCUGGACGGCGGUGACUUCUAGUGAGCAAAGGGGGGGGGAUGUGACGAGCGAGGCGACAGCAUGGCUCAGCCCAAACUAAACUCAGGGGCCCAGCGGAAAUGAAGGCUCAUUACAUAGUUUCAAAGGAGGUUGGUUACUUGUGACUAAGGCCAGCAAAGAUUUUCCUUUCUGAUUGCCGGUCCUCCCGUGAGAUGCUCCACACUCAUGGCAGAAGAAUUGUACACAAGACUGCCACAGGAUUUCCUGGUCUGGAAGCAUUUCCACUGUCUGUGCUCCCCACGAUGACAGAGCAAGCUGGAGAAACUUCUGUCCAAUAUGCUGCUGGGAAAGUACAAUGGAGUGUGCUAGCCUACUGCAGGGCCCGCUGUGCUCUCACCAGCACAGCUCAGCUCAUUUUACUUGCAAAGGAACAGAUAAAAGAAGGAAAUAAGGCCUGUGUGUCAUUCUUAUACACACAUGGGCAAUAAUCCACAAAAUCACGUGUGUAUGUGGGUGUGUUUGCAUGUGAAUGCAAAUUGCUUCCACUUUCAUCCCUAUGCGCAGACUUGAAGAUGCCCUGGAGUAGCAGGCAGCACUGACCCGGCUAAAGAUGGUAGCACACCCUACUGGAAGGCAGUUUGGUAUCUGAGGUUACAGACAUCAAAGAACAGUCGUUCCCCUCCUCAGUUUCCCAUAGUAAACUCACAUAUUCAUAGACGGCCUCCAACCUUAAUCCAGACUUGAUGAGAACGAUGAGAACUUUUAAUGUGGCCAGAAGGGGAAUCCCAGGAUUGACAGAUGUCUAAAGAAAAACUACUGGCGGUGAAGCGAUCUUCUCAUCCUUUUAUCUCUCUGAACCACUGUCCCACGCUGUCUCUCAUCCGUGAAGUAACACUAAGGAGACUUAUACUGACAAA
This is a messenger RNA of Anguilla rostrata (American eel), 2473 nucleotides long. RefSeq names its product keratin, type I cytoskeletal 18-like. Gene Ontology annotation, molecular function: structural molecule activity. The transcript is spliced from 6 exons. Bases 678 to 1598 code for a protein of 306 amino acids. Gene Ontology annotation, cellular component: keratin filament; cytoskeleton. Gene Ontology annotation, biological process: intermediate filament cytoskeleton organization. NCBI's taxonomy places the organism in Eukaryota, Metazoa, Chordata, Actinopteri, Anguilliformes, Anguillidae. The record is from RefSeq and is a predicted model, not a curated record.